GCCCCGAUUUCUUGUCGCUAUGGGAAUUUUUGAUUAAGAUUUGUUUCGUAUUUUGUUCUUUUACUUUUUCUGUUCUUCCUACUAUUCCAAGUAGUAUUACAUCUUGCCGCUGCCAUUUCCAACUGUUUUGAUUCCCAAUCAUUCCCGUCUCUCUGUAUUUACAUCGCAGUUUUGUAUCUAUUGCUCUUUCUAUAUAUUAAAAUCCAUUCAUUACUGUCUCCCCAACAUCUCACUCAUCUACUUGGCCGUGAUAGUCACCCGCAUCUUGUUUAACACAGCCUUCCUCUGUCUUUGCUUGGCAUCUUGGAUCUUGGAUCUUGAUUCUGGACAUUACAUGACGGCUUGACUACAAAAUACGAGGCUACCCGCAUUCUUUCGACGUAGGCGAUAUCAUAAAGUCACUUCUCCAGCUAUCACUGUAAUAUAAUAUCCUCGGUGCGCUUUCUCACACACAGCAUGCGCUUCAGUACGUCCAUCUAAUUCAUCGAUCAAAAGGCUCCCAUCGCCACUAUGGGAUUGCUCCGCCAAAUACGAACUUUGACGGGAAAAAACAUCCUCAUCACACUCAACCGACAUACGUUUAGCACGUCGAUACGCGCAUUCGUACUCCCGGUCGCAUUAAUCAUAUUCCUUAGUUAUGCCAGAAAUCUAUUCAUACCUCCUUCGACUUACGGUAUUGGCUCAAGCCACACCAUACGAUCAUUACCAGAAGGGCUCAACGCCGCGACAGGUGGACGAAAUACUUUGGCGUUUGUAAAUAAUGGUUUAACUGGUGGAGAUAUUGAUGGUGUUAUUGCUGCAUUAGCUUCGCAGGCCGAGGGUGUUGGAGCAAAGGUGCAACGUUUGACCACCGAGGCGGAACUCCUAGAUAUCUGCAAAAGUAGUUUACGAGGAGCUACAUCCUGUUAUGGUGCCAUUGUUUUCAAUUCUUCUCCAUCGGAGGGAACAGGAGGAAUAUGGAACUACACCAUGCGGGCGGAUGGUGCAUUUGGCACGGAGAUUGAUGUUACGAAGGAUACGAAUGAUGCCGAGCUAUUCCUCCUGCCACUGCAGCGCGCCGUCGAUUUUGCCAUCGCCUCGAGAAAUACAACAAUCGAUCAAACUGCUUUACCCACCACCGUUCACGAAUAUCCAUACACUAGUCAAACUCAAAAGCAACGCGAAACGGCAAUUCGAACAAACUAUCAAUCUGCUAUUAUCAAUAUCCUUGGUGUCGCUUUCUUGAUUGGUAUGGUUGGAGUUACAUAUCAUCUGACUGGCUUCAUUGCUUCCGAGCGAGAACUUGGAAUGUCACAAUUACUAGAAGCUAUGAUGCCUAAUUUACGAAGAUGGGAGCCCCAAGUAGCUAGGAUAGUCUCAUAUCAUCUAGCUUUUGAUAUCAUUUACGUACCAGGAUGGAUUAUCAUGGCUGUGGUUUUAGGGGUAGGAGUCUUCGCCCAAACUUCAAUGGCUAUUGUAAUCAUAUUUCAUGUUUUGGCUGGUCUUUCUCUCACAUCAUUCUCCAUUCUGGGCGCAGCAUUUUUCAAGAAAGCUCAACUUAGCGGCAUUAGUCUUGCAAUCAUCACACUCCUACUUGGUGUCCUUAUUCAAGUCAUCGAUGUGUCAAGUUCUGGAACUGUGGCAAUUUUGAGUUUACUCUUCGCUCCAUGUAAUUAUAUAUUUUUCUUGAUUUUCAUGGCUCGUUAUGAAAAGCAAAAUAUUGGCACCAAUCUUGUACAAGCCGCGCCAAAUAACCCAUGGUCGCUACCAGGAAUUGCUCUAUGGGUAUUCUUGGUCAUUCAAAUAUUUGUCUAUCCAAUUCUUGGGGCUCUAGUGGAACGUUACCUCUUUGGGACGAUGUCUAAGGGGCGGUCAGUGGUUGGUCAAGGCUCCGAAAAGCAUGCACAGUCGCUUGGAUCCAAUACCGUGGAGACCGUUAGAUUGCAGAAUUUCACGAAACAUUACAGACCAAAUUGGUUUCGACUCAAGACUGCUGGAUUUACCAAGAUUCCAAAGGCUACUGUCGUCGCUGUCAACGAUUUAAGCUUGACCGCUAACAAAGGUCAGAUCCUUGUCCUUCUUGGUGCUAAUGGAUCCGGAAAAAGUACCACCCUCGAUGCCAUUGCAGGAUUAAAUACUGUUACCAGUGGAAAUAUUACAGUUGAUGGAACUGGAGGACUGGGCAUUGCUCCGCAGAAGAAUGUGCUUUGGAAUGAGCUUACAGUGGAAGAGCAUAUACGCAUCUUUAACAGUCUCAAAUCUACAGGUCCGCGGGAUAGCAAGGCGACUCUCAGGGGAUUGAUUACAGCAAUCGACUUGGAUCGAAAGAUCGGAGCAAAAUCUAAAACUUUGUCUGGUGGCCAAAAGCGAAAGCUUCAGCUAGGAAUGAUGUUCACUGGGGGAAGCUCAGUGUGUUGUGUGGAUGAAGUGAGUAGUGGACUGGAUCCUUUGAGUAGAAGAAAGAUCUGGGAUAUUCUUCUAGCCGAAAGAGGCUCACGAACUAUCAUUUUGACAACACAUUUCCUUGACGAAGCGGAUCUUCUUGCCGAUCGUAUUGCAAUAUUGUCUAAGGGUACCCUUCGAGCCGAAGGUUCUUCUGUAGAGUUGAAGGAGAAGUUAGGAGGUGGCUAUCGCAUAAACCUUCCUAUUGGCCACGAACACAAAGAACCCCCGCAGGUUGAGGGCGUAAAUCAACAUGCAUCGUUCGGUCAAAUGACUUAUGUAGCUCCAACCUCGAAACAAGCCGCACAAAUUAUCAAGCGUCUUGAAGAAGAGAACAUCACAGAAUACCAGUUAUCCGGUCCUACGAUAGAGGAUGUAUUUCUACAAUUAGCGGAUGAGAUUAGAGCUGAAAGCGAAGAGAGCCUUAUCCUCAAAAACUUGUCAUCUGACAACGAACAAUCCGGGAAAGAAAAAGGAUCUGUUAACAAAGUCGCCAUAGUCAGCACACACGAGCGUCCAGCAUUAGAGCUUUAUACAGGUCAAAACAUCGGAUUCUUCCGUCAAGCGUGGGUCUUAUUUAGGAAGAGGCUGACUGUUCUCCGACGAAAUUACCUGCCAUACAUUGCUGCUUUACUUCUGCCGAUCAUUGCAGCUGCUCUUGUAACCCUUUUCUUGAAGGGAUAUAAAGGUGCUGGCUGUACACCAACGGAUCGAGUCUCUAUUUCUGACUCGGAAAACCUCUUCGCAGUUGGCAAGUAUGAUCUUGUGGUUGGACCAUCCUCACGGUUCACAACGGAAGUACUUAAUUCCUUGUUCGAACCCCUAUUAUCUGGGUUGUUCCCUACUCAAGAUCAAAUUCGAAGCCACACUCAUCUGGUUGAUACUUUACCUCAGUUCAAUAAUUACAUUGAUCAAAAUUUUGCUAAUGUCACCCCGGCGGGUUUUUUCCUUGAUAAUAGUGGUUCGCAAACCACACUUGCCUACAAAGGAAAUGGCCAGAUCUAUAAUGCUGUAUGGGGUCAGAAUGUUAUGGAUAUAUUGCUCACUAAUAUGACUAUUGCUACACAAUAUUCACAAUUCGAUAUUCCAUGGGCACCAUCAACGGGCAAGUCAUUACAGCUUGUCGUCUAUUUUGGUCUUGCGAUGUCCGCCUACCCAGGAUUCUUCUCCUUGUAUCCUACUGUCGAAAGAACCAGAAAUAUUCGAGGCCUCCAAUACUCCAAUGGUGUUCGCUCACUCCCAUUAUGGCUCUCAUAUGUAGCCUUCGACUUUAUCCUCGUUCUCAUCUCAAGCGCAUUGAGUGUCAUAAUCUUUGCCGCCGCAUCUUCGGUCUGGUACCACGUUGGCUAUUUAUUCAUCAUAUUUGUACUGUUCGGUUUGGCUUCAAUUUUGCUGUCAUACGUCGUGUCACUUUUCGCCAGCACACAACUUUCCGCAUUUGCGUUUGCAGCUGCUGGACAAGCCGUCAUGUUUCUCAUAUACUUAGUCGGAUAUCUUUCCACAUUGACAUACGCUCCAAUUAACGAAAUUGAUUCAACGCUCAUCGUCGUGCAUUUCGUUGUUAGUGUUUUCACACCAAUGGGAAGUCUAAUACGAGCAUUAUUCAUUGCAUUGAAUCUAUUUUCUACUACUUGUUCUGGUGAAGAAUUGGCGCCUUACCCUGGAGGUAUUCUACAAUAUGGUGGACCGAUCUUGUAUCUAAUCGUCCAGAUAUUUGCUCUUUUUGCCGUUCUGCUCUGGUAUGAUAGUGGCUCUAUCGUCGCUUGGUUCCGAAGGCAUCGCAAGUCAUCCACCGCAGUCGCCGAAAAUGAAAUGCCUGCAGAUGAAGAAAUCGCGGAAGAACUUGUCAGAGUGAACUCAUCAAACGAUGGUCUUCGAGUUCUUCACCUGACCAAGAAUUUCGGCUCUGUAACAGCAGUUGAAAAUAUGACAUUUGGAAUAAAGCGUGGUGAAGUAUUUGCACUCCUAGGGCCAAAUGGUGCAGGAAAAUCCACUACGAUAUCUUUAAUCCGUGGCGAUAUACAACCGAGCAGGAACGGAGGAAAUAUUUUUGUGGAGAAUAUCGAAAUUAAUAGACAUCGCGCAGAUGCAAGAGCUCAUCUGGGAGUCUGUCCUCAAUUUGAUGCUAUGGAUCAAAUGACCGUCUUGGAGCAUCUUACCUUUUAUGCACGCGUUAGAGGUGUCCCAGAGAUUGAGCAUAACGUCCAAGCUGUUCUUCAAGCUGUUGGUCUCCAGGCUUUUGCUUCUCGCAUGGCAACUAAACUUUCCGGCGGCAAUAAACGAAAGUUAUCUCUCGGCAUCGCGCUGAUCGGUAACCCGACUGUACUACUUCUUGACGAGCCGUCGUCCGGUAUGGAUGCGGCUUCAAAGAGAGUUAUGUGGAAAACCCUCGCUUCAAUUGUUCCAGGUCGUUCACUUUUGCUUACAACGCAUAGUAUGGAGGAAGCUGAUGCAUUGGCUGAUCGUGCAGGUAUCAUGGCAAAAAGGAUGUUGGCAAUGGGAACUUCUGAUCACUUGAGGAGCAAGUUUGGUGGUGCUUAUUACGUUCAUUUGGUGCUCAAAAGUGCUCCUCAUACGACAGAUGAUGAGAUACUGAAAUUAAGAGCUUGGAUCGAUGAUAAUUUCCGGAAUGCGAUUAUUGAAGAUAAAACUUUCCACGGGCAAAUGCGCUUCUCAGUUCCGAUUUCUAGCUAUUCCAAUGUUCCAAAGCAUCAAGGAAAGAAAUUUGAUGUAGAAUCAGACGAUGACGAAAUUAGCAGCCUUGGCAAAAGUAAUCAUGAAACUAAAUUACGAGACACGGGAAUAGGAUCUUUGAUUAUGAAAUUAGAGGAUGAGAGGGAAAAAUUGGGUUUAGAACAUUAUUCGGUUAGUCCGACAACAUUAGAUCAGGUUUUCUUGACGAUUGUUGGGAAACAUAAUAUAGAGGAGGAAAAUUAUGCACCGCCUAAAGAGAAGAAGCGGCUUGGAGGAUUGAUGAAGUUGGGUAGAGGAAAGAAGGAAUAGAUUUUUGGUGUUGUGGUGAGGAGAUAGGAGAGAAGGAAUAGAGAGCAGUUGUGGAGCAGGGUCUAGAGAUAUAUAAAUACCAUUGAUACCAUAAUACACGGGAUAUGAUCGCAUCGGAUGGAGUUUCUUUACACAUAGAUGAUGAUUACGGUAGAUGCAAUAGAAAUGAUAUAUACUUGCUUAGUGUCUAUCUCUGGCUCUCCAUGAACCUCAACCCUCUUACUUUAUAC
Sclerotinia trifoliorum is the source of this 5654-nucleotide messenger RNA. Lineage: Eukaryota; Fungi; Ascomycota; Leotiomycetes; Helotiales; Sclerotiniaceae. The record is from the annotation of a GenBank genome assembly.